AUGGCCCUCUCUCUGGGCCCCACGUCUGUAUUUGUGACAAUCCUCCUCAUCUACAUCUCGACCUUUAUAUUUUUUGCGAUUGUUCGAAUCGCAACCGGGGUCUCUAUCCAACGAAUAGGCUAUUUUUCGCUGCGCCGCAUUGCCUAUUCACCCAAGGAGGGCGUCCAGAUUGGUAUACGUGGCCUUGGUUUAUCGCUGCACUGGCCUACCUUUGCGCAACCGACUUACGUCAGUCUUCUUAUAAAUGAACUAUCCGUAACCCUCGACCCGAAAGCCUUGCAUGAUAAAAAAGUUCCUGAGCCCGUUCCUGGUAAUGAAGGCUCCAAUUUCACUAGUAGUGAUGCCAGUCCUGGAGCAAACCACGCUUCGAAGCUCAGUCACACUGGACGCCCUGGGGCCACCCGUACUAAAACAUGGAAGACCUUAACGAGAGUUAAAGAAGCAAUCAAGCGGCUUCAUCGUAGGAUUCACCUCCUGUCCUUGGUUGAUGUGACGACUACGGAUACUAUCCUAAAGGUUAUCAAAGCUGGGGAGGUGCAUAUUGGUGGACUCACGGCUGCGGUUGAUACCAGACAAAAUGUGAUGGAGCGUGGGAGGCUAUUUCGGCAUAAGAAGGACCCAUCAGGCGACCAGCGGCCUGCUGAAUGGGUAUUCAAUAUCAGGAAUGUACUUCUUGCGCUAGAAGGCCGAGAACCAGAAGAAAUCGUCGACAACAUCGGGCUAAACAUCCACGGUUUACUACAUAAGGAUGUGGAGGGGUUGAGAGAUGUGUCCGUUUCGGUCAAAGUUGGGAAGCUGCAUGUUCCAUAUGACGACUUGCUCUUAUUUGCUAGUCGGGUAUCCGCACCACACGCGAGUCUGAGUAGGCCUGGCUCAAAAAGUACUAACGUCGGCUUUUCGUGCCCUGAUAUCGUCGAAGAAGUGGAUGAGACUUGUACACAGGAAGAUGGCCUUCUUCAGACAGUAGCCGAAUCUCGCGAGUUCUUGGGCUCGUUGCUUCGUGGAAUUCAAGAAAUUCAGGUGGCGUUGAGCUUCUUCCGCUUUUCCCGUGUUGUCCAGGGACUCCCCCACGUCAAAGGACAACAGUAUCUGAAUAUCGUUACGCAUGAGGUUGGCAUUGAUUUUCAUCGGAUGGAUCCCAAUGAGCCCGCGCACCGGAUGUACUUUAGGAAAGAUGAUAUUGCUCACCAAGCGCUUGUGGCUGCAAUAUCAUCAUCCAUCUCCCUGGAUGACAACACCAACGACCAUGAUAAAAUAAUGUACAUCCCAAUGGCAACAGCAACGAUUAAAACAACAUUACCUUCAAAGACGGUUUCUGCACCAGAAACCCAUGAUGCUGCUGAACGCAAUACUAAUGUGCUUUUCGCCAAUUUUGUUGUUACUUCACCGUCAAUUGAUUUGGAGCCAGGAAAGCUGGCUCAGCUAAUCUGUCUAUUCCAGAGGAGAAACACUGCAUACAAAUCAAGAAGAAGCGGCAAGCACGUGCUCAUUUCACAGCUUCUACCAAAGGCUAGCAUCAAGCUAUCUAUUCAUGAGCCAGUUCUUCGUUUUGUUCUGCCGCUACCUCUCGAAACAGAACAACAGGAUUAUAAUCUCCUUGUUUCUUCAAUAUCAUCUAUUUCACUAGAUAUCGAGUCUUCUCAUUCGGCGGAGGAAGGCGUGCAGUAUUCCUUAGCCUCUGUCUACAGGGUUGCGUCGCAUAUGCUAUAUUAUCAAACUGCUCUGGGAGUAAAACAUCAUUUGCUAUCGACCGAAUCUUUGGAGGUGAAAGCUCAUCUCAGUGCGACAACCGAGUUUUGUGUUGUAGCUUCAGGAAAUUUGAACACAUUUUCCGUGCAUCUCGUUAGUGGUGAAGUCACCCAUGGCGUUCAUCAGGUCGUCGAGCAAUUCAACGGUCAUGUUCAACCAACGAAAUUGCAAACCCCCAUGGAUCGGAAUCGUCCUCGUUUCCUGAGGCGACUCCCACCCUGGCUAUUGCAGUUUCAAUUUGAAAUUCUAAGCCUGGCCAUUGAAAUUGCCGGGACGGACGAUACCGUUCAGCCAGCUACACGUGGGAUCGUUUUGCAGCUCGGCGGUUGUUCUGCAAAUUAUGAAGCACACAAAGCCGAGCCAAACAAGGGUAUUACUCGACGGCGGACUCCAAGCCACUCCGCUAUUUCAGAAGACCCAACGUUUCGAUUUACUUCCUCUUCUCCUUCUAGAAAAUCAUACAUUGGCCCUGCAGAUGGUAGACGCCUCGCAAUUCAUGUACGUGGCCUCGAGGGCUUUGUAAUGGAAUCCGCAGACUACAUGGAGACGGAGUCAUUCCUCUCUAUUCCACGUUUUGAAGUUGCCCUCAGCACCACAAGCGACCUACAAGGGCCAAUAUUCCAUAUAAAUUCCAUUGUCCAUGAAAUUUUCUUGAGACAUUCACUUUACCGAUAUUAUGCUAUUGGAGUUGCGUUCAUGGUUGUUCAAGACGCCUUUUUUGAUAAGGCAGCUAAGAAGGCACCUUCAGAGGACUCGGAGAAUGAUGAUUUGGAGUCACAUCACAUCCUCAAUCAGCUUAAAACGGAGCUUGUCACUAUUGAUUUUAAGGCACCUAGCAUUGAAGUAAAGCUUGCAAUGCCGAUGGAUCCCAAUAUGAUGAUUCAAAUAUAUGGAUUAGCUGCUGGACGCCACAGGUGGUCACCUCCCUUCGUACGUGUGCAUCUUCUUCGUCUUCACGCCGAAGCUCCAAAACUGAAAGGUGUAUGGGCCCGAAUCGUGAGCAUCAAGAACAUGCGUGUUGGUUUCAGGGAAAGUCGCUCGAAACAAUCUGAUUCAAUUAUUGACGCCAAAGGAUACGAUAUCUCCACUGAUUCUAUUCGCCUCGGUGUCCCUCAUCAUAUGGUGAUGCACCGUGUUUUUGACAAUUUUAUCAACACUACUAAAGCUAUCCAACAACUCAACCACCGUUUCAAAACCAGGACAAACGAGUACGUUCUUGAAAAGCAGCCUGAAGGCCCUAGGCGUAUCCCUAAAAUAUCGCUGCGCAGCAAAGUAUUGUUAUUUGAGCUCGAAGAUGACGCUUUUGAAUGGAAGUUGUCGACGAUAUAUCGACUUGGUGUUUUGGAACAAAGGCAACGCUUGACACGCGAUGAAGCAUAUCGGAUGAAAACAAAAAAGGUCCAAGAAUGCCAGCAACGGCGUGCUUUCUCUCGACUACGCGCUCAUUCAGCCUAUCCUAGCUCUCAAAAAUCACCAGCCUUGUCCCGAAACAGUAGCGAGACACAGCGAAGCAAAAGUGCUGACCGCCGCCAUCGCUCGCGCUCGAUUUCUAGAGGAAGGCGUGGCACGCGUAAAGUCAGAUACGACCCUCAGGCUAUUCCGAGUUUUACAGAAGCUUGUAAAGUUGCUCCGAACGACUCGUGGCUUCGAUUGCAACAACACAAUGCACAUUGCUGGAGAAGCCGUAUUGAUAGCUCAAUUCGCUUCCAAAAUACGGCGAUUAAUGAGAUAAGAAGUCUAUUUGCCGGUGCUGAUGAGUUGCCAGAAGGACUACAAGAUGAUGAGUCAAUACUUGCUAUUCCUAAUCGACCUGGCCUUCUGGCGGUCACAAUCAGUGAUGUACACCUCGUUCUUGAUAAGCCUUCGUUUCCAAUAAACUCGUAUGCCGAAUACAUCAACAGGAUCGGUAAGGGCAUGCCAAUGGAUAUGAAGUACUCGCUCUUGAUACCUAUGAGCAUACAGCUCGAUAUGGGAGAAGCAAGGGCCAACCUUAGGGAUUAUCCUCUGGACUUGCUCCAUAUUCCAGCACUGCGCCCCGGCCAACCAACCCGUAUCCCUUGUUGGUCUAUCCGUGGAGAUUUUGUUAUCGCCGAGGAGUUCCGCAAUAAAGAAUCAUCUCGGCAGGUUAUGGUUAAAAUUGUGCCUCCAACGGUAACUCCAGAUGGUGCUAGUCACCCUGGAUUUUCCAUUGAUGUCCGCCGCACGGUUUCUCCAGUCAAAACUUACUCCGACCCGAAAAUUGAGAUAAACACGAGUCUCCCAACAAGUAUAUCGUGGGGCAUGUCUUAUCAACCUGUCAUCCAGGAUAUGAUGAAAAUCAUUGAAGGCUUUUCUAAACCAGAAAUUGACCUAUCUGACCGCGUUGGGUUCUGGGAUAAAAUACGCCUUAGCUUUCAUUCUAGAAUUAAUGUAAUGUGGAAGGGCGAUGGUGAUGUUCACCUACGGCUCAAAGGCUCCCGCGAUCCUUACGUGGUCACUGGUUUCGGGGCUGGGUUUGUUAUGUGCUGGAGGAAAGAUGUUCAAUGGGAGAUACAUACAACCGAUGACCCCAAGGAGUUUAUGAGCGUCACAAGUGGGGAGUAUGUUCUUGCUAUUCCAGACUAUAGUCACCAAGCUCGCCAUUCUCAUGCCUCCCUGACCUCGGAUAAAGAGGCAUCGUCAUCUAAAAGCAGCUUAAGGUACGAGCCGCUUUUCAAAAAAGUUAUUAUGAAACUAUCAGGAAAUGUAAGAUGGCUCGCGGGCUUGGUAUUCGAGCGAGCCGUACAUGGCACACAUGAUCGAUCUUUUGAUUUCAGACCACAUUAUGAAGUUGUCUUGAGAAAUCCGAAGUAUCUGGACUCAGAGACUCGCAAGGAUUACGAUGCGUAUCGUGGAUUCCGAAGCCACCAUAUUCACCUCUCAGUGGCUGUAGUUGCUCCAGUGUCUCGAGUAUGGUCUGUGACGAAUCGCGAGCCAUCCGCGAGCUAUAAUACAGUUCAUUUGACUCCCAGAUUUUUCACACACUUUUUUAACUGGUGGUCCUUGUUUUCUGGUGUUAUGUCGUUGCCCGUACGUCAAGGGCCCCUUUGGCCAGGGCUGACAAAGACCAGCAAGAAAUUCAGCCGCCAUCUCGGAACUGUCAAAUACAACCUGUUUCUCUCUCCAUUAUUUGUUUCUCACAUUUACAAACAUAAGGAUGCUGAAGAUUACAAUGAGGAUACGGUUUUUGCCACUGGCAUUAAAUCUCGCUUAGAUAGUUUCAUGCUUGACCUCCAUCAACGGCGGGAACAAGUCAAGACGCAGGUGACCGGCAGGUUGAAGCAAACCAAAGCGAGUAUGAUGAGAAUAAAUCGUGCUCAGUUCGAUUUCAUAUCGGCGGAUUUUAGAGCAGUUUCGGCUAGCAUUGAUGGCACCAAAGCCGAAGAUAUUGAACAAACCGAUGACGAUAUCAUUUCGACGGCUCAGCAACCAGUGGCUCCCGCUGACAUUUCACGGUUUAAUAUUCCAGAUCAUGACUUGAAUUGGGUUGAUAUGGACGACUUCGUUGAGCUUGAUUGGGUUUUGCCCGCUGAAUCGAACCCAAAAACCCAAAUACUCCCCCUUGCAUAUUCUCCACGUUUCUCAUAUUUUCGCCAGACAGAUCACGAGGAGGUUGGUCCAGAUGAGACUGGUUACAGCCGAUUUGGUGACGAGCCUACCCACUACUGCGUCAUGCCCGAGAAUGAUGACCCCCGUACAGUUCAGCUGGACUUGAUCCAGGAACGUCUCCGCACAUUAGAUGCGCAAAUUCGAUCAAAUACACGACUAGUUGGGGAGCACGAGCUUCAAAUGGUCCGGGAGGGAACAGUAGAUGACAGCUCUCAGAAUCAAUACGAAUUACUCGUCAAACAGGGAGAGUCACUCCAAACAAGAAGGACAUUCCUCCAGAAAGGGCUUCGUAGCCUUGAGAAGCAGCUUUCUAGCACUAAUAAUAGCACUGGUGACUCAUCCUCUGACCGUUCUGCUACCACAUCGACGAAAGAUACCGAUGAUAUUACUGCUCAGAUGCUCUAUGCCUCCCCCGACGGGAAAGCUUCUGACAGUGAGUUUAACAACCGCUUCAUUAUCCACAAUAUACAGUUGAAAUGGAACAAUUCUUUACGGAACAUUGUACUUCGAUAUAUCCAUCAAAACAGCCAACGUCGUGGCUUUGUGUACUAUAUGUCUCGUCGUGCUGUCAAAUUCAUCUUGGACAUCGUUGAGGAGCAGGGCAAAUCCAAGUUUCGGCCUAUGGACAGUCGCCGCCCUUCAUCUGCGCGUGCUUUUGACCCAGACAAGGAUGAUGAAUUGACUGUAGAAGCACGAAUUGAACAACUUCUGAGUGAUGCGAAGCGAUUUGUGAAUGCAGAGGAGCCGACAGCACCCCAAGUUCAACCUGUACAGCCAGAAAAGCAGGAUAGCAUUUCACCGGAAUUCACAGCGCAAAACAGUUACUAUGUCAGAUUGAUUGCCCCACAAAUUCAACUUCAAAGUGAAAAGAAUAAGAAAUCAGUGGCACUUGUGACUGCAAAAGGUAUGCAGUUGAAAAUUGUCUCUAUACGUGACAAGACUCGAGAGUCAGACGACGUCAGCGGAUUGGUGCAGCGCCGGUUUACAUUGGAUAUGGAUAGCGCUCAAUUUUUUGUCGCCACUCAAAAGACAUUUUCAAAUCAUGCUCAUAUAUACUGUGGUAAUAGAUACGGAAACUCUCCAGGAGCUGCUUGGCCACCAUGGGUUUCUUUGGAGUCUAUGUUCGACUUCGAUCGGGACCCCUUAGGACUCUCUCGGAUUAUUCAAAAAACAUCUGCAAGUCUUCGCUACGACAAAUACAAUGCUCUACGUUUGAAAUACAACGAGAAGGUCGCCAGUGGGGAAGACGAACGUCUUUGCGACACCAUCGCGAACGAGAAUAGGAUAGAUCAAAUUUCAGUUGAUUUUCCUCAGAUCAGAGCAAUUUGUGACUCUUCUCAGUACUACUCGAUGUACGUCAUCGUGCUAGAUCUUUUGCUUUAUUCCGAGCCUCUUGAGCAGGUUCGCAGCGAGCGCUUAGAAAAGAUAAUGUUGGCAUCAGAUUUCAGCGACCUUCGAGGUGCUCCUGAGAUGGUAAGUAAACUUCAGCAGAGAAUAAAACAUUUGGAGGAUAUAAAGAAUGUCUUUCAAAUACAGUCAAGGUAUCUUGAUACACAAGGGUGGAAAGAUCGAAUGGCUGUUGAAAAGGACUUAGCAAUAUGCGAAGACGAGCUGUUCUUUAUCAUGAAGGCUAUCACCACCUCACAGCGAAAAAAAGAAGAACUCGUAAAGCAUCACUCUAGUGGCCUUCUCAGAUGGACGUUGUCAGCUUCUGAAAUCGUGUGGCACUUGAUGAGGGAGCAUGGAGAGCCGCUUGUUGAAUUCCAACUCAGAAAUGCCGCUUACGAACGAACAGAUAAUGUUGACGGGUCGAACCACAAUGCAAUCGAGAUCAACCGUAUUUAUGGACUAAACCUUCUUUCUAGCGCUAUAUAUCCUCAGAUGAUUGUUCCCUACUUGGACGAACAACGCCAGAACCCGCAAACAGAAGAAGAUAUGAUGCUAAGAGUUAAUUGGUACAUGCUAGGGGAGAUAGGGGGAAUCCCGGUGCUCGACGAUUUCCAAGUUUCAUUAUUUCCAUUGAAGGUGCAGCUGGAACGGGAGCUUGGACAAAAGUUAUUUGAGUAUAUAUUUCCUGGGGUUGGGUCGAAUGCCUUUGAGAAUGGCAGUUUCUCUCCUUUCAUGAUAAAGACUAUUGAUACACCUGAGGACGGCGAAGAUGGCGAUGAGACUGGUGACGCCCUCAUGCCAGAUGCUAGUCCUGGAAGUACUUCCGUCGACGAUUUGCAAACCGCUUAUCCUGAAGCUAUUGAAAUGAGACUCACACCAACACUCACACUACAAGAUAAUCAUCGGUCGAAGUCUCCAGCUCUCAAGUCGAAGAUACUGUUUGCACAUAUACAGAAAGACUUAACAAAAGAUAAACCAGGUACCCCAGCUGAAUCGACCCGAUCGCCGGCCCUUGGACCUCCCUCAAGUCGCUUGCCUGUGAAAAAGAGCUCUGUUGAUAGUCUCAGGCUGCUUGGACGAUCUCAAGCGGAUAAGUUGACGACGCAGCAAACUGCUAUUGAAAAUUCUGACAAGCACAAGAAAUUUGCUUUGGCCAAGGCAAAGACUAAAGCAGCCGGAAAAGGUGAGGCGCUUACAGACGACAUUUCGCAAAUGAUGUCCAGGGCCUCGAAUUAUAUGAUUUUGUCUCAUGUCAAAAUCAACGAUGUCGUUCUUUGUUUAAGCUAUAAAGGGAAAGAUGAGCGUAACAUUGAAGAUGUUCAUGAUUUCGUGUUCAGGUUGCCAGUUCUUGAUUAUAGCAACAAGACCUGGUCUAAUCUCGAUCUCGCCCUUCGCCUUAAGAAGGAUGCCAUUAAAGCUUUGAUAUCUCAUGCCCCUGCAAUACUAGGCAACAAGUUUUCACAGAAUCGGCCAAACAAGCAGCAACAGAAGCGACUGCGAGAACUUGCAAGCUCGAAACAAGUAUUCGCCUCUGACAGCAUCUCUAAUAUUUCCCCCUCAGAUGGUUCAAACAGUAUCAUCAGUCGUAGCUCCACUGAGAUUUCUGAUUCACCUCGUCGGUCUUUCCAAUCGAAUGCCUCUCCGUUUUCCGGUGCUAUGUCUAUUGUAUCUGGACUUCAUUCAAAUGCCUCUAGUGCAACUCGUCCGCAUGACACUCAUUCAGUGAGUACUUUCAAUAUUGAACAUGGCGAAUCUCACCACUCCCUGGGAAGCGAACUUACGCGUCACCGAACAGGUGAUGAGCAUCAUGUCGAAGAUGCUAGCAAAAAGCAGCCCAAACCUCGUCCUCGAAGAACAUCAUUCGGCCAUCUUCGCCGCAGAUUUUUAGGCUAG
Ophidiomyces ophidiicola is the source of this 8658-nucleotide messenger RNA. RefSeq names its product Protein SABRE (gene FMP27). The transcript is spliced from 5 exons. Bases 1 to 8658 code for a protein of 2885 amino acids. The record is from RefSeq and is a predicted model, not a curated record. NCBI's taxonomy places the organism in Eukaryota, Fungi, Ascomycota, Eurotiomycetes, Onygenales, Onygenaceae.